AUGGCUGCGAUUCCUUCCCCAGCUCUUAGCCCGCACUCUAGAAAGAUUCUAUAUGACCUUCACCCUCCAUCGAAUCCGCCAACCAUCGCCGAUGUCGCAAAAGCGAGCUUGGCCCUUCACAAAGUGAUGAACUCGCAGUUCCACAACCCCAGGAACAUUCCUGACGAUGAUAUAACCAAUCUUGUCACCUAUAAAGCCAGCAUAGUAGCUGCGUUCUCAGGAGGCCCGCUUCAGCAGGCUUUACAGGUAGCUUUGCCCGCUGCUUUGCCCGCUGCUUUGCCUGCGGCUCUGGUUGCUGCUAUCGCAGCUGCUUUGGCGCCUACCAAUGAUCGACUCCAAGCUAUGGAAGGACAACUCGGCGCUAUCCAAGGACAACUUGGAGCUGUUGAAGUACGACUUGGAGCUGUUGAAGGGCGACUUGGAGCUGUUGAAGAACAACUUGGGGCUGUUGAAGAACGACUUGGGGCUGUUGAAGAACGACUUGGAGCUGUUGAAGAACGACUUGGGGCUGUUGAAGGGCGACUUGGGGCUGUUGAAGGGCGACUUGGAGCUGCUGAAGGGCGACUUGAAGCUGUUGAAGAACGACUCGGUGGAUUGCAGACUGCACUCGGUAAACACGACUCAUCGAUGCAAAUACCCUCCAUGCAGACGAACCUGAUGCGACGCUUGAAGUUGUGCCGUUUGACAAUGGAGAUGACCCUACCCUGCCACCACACUCUCUUCCAGCUAUCACCUCCGUACGUGAAAUUGGGCAUCUGA
Molecule: messenger RNA, 759 nt
Organism: Pleurotus ostreatus (oyster mushroom)
Lineage: Eukaryota; Fungi; Basidiomycota; Agaricomycetes; Agaricales; Pleurotaceae
Exons: 5
Coding region: 1-759 (252 amino acids)
Source: RefSeq, a predicted model, not a curated record